Messenger RNA from Closterium sp. NIES-67, 2245 nucleotides. Lineage: Eukaryota; Viridiplantae; Streptophyta; Zygnematophyceae; Desmidiales; Closteriaceae. The record is from the annotation of a GenBank genome assembly.
UCCUCCCUAGGGAAUACAUGCUGCUUCUCUCCCCGCCAUUGUCGGCGUUGCUUGCUGGAAGCGCCGCUCAGCGGCACGGUUCUUAAUCCUAUCUUCUAGCUCCGAUUUGAGCGCCAGUUGUCCGUUGCUUCUCAUGGGUUCUCACCCCAUCGCACAGCCCAUCGCACAGCCCAUCGCACAGCCCGUCGCAUCCGUCCGUGCGAGUUCUCCAUCGCCCCGUCAUCGCCUCGUCGCAUCUCCCGCACCGCCCGGCCCUCCCCUUCGCCCAAGCCUCGCCGCUCCGCUGAAGAUAGCACACCGCUCCCCUCCGCCGUCUCUGCGGGCCGCCAACCCCCCCCACAGCGGAUGCCGCUUGACCGCGGAGUUCGUUCCGUGCGCGCUUGGAGCGCUGCCGUCCCGCCGCCGCCGCGGGAGGCCCUUCCUCUUCUCCGCUAGGUGGUCGCACGUACGAGCGGCGCGCGAAACGAACGGAGAUGCGGAGGGGGAGUUGGCGGGUGAGGGAGAGUAUGUGCUGGGGGUGCGCGUCUCCGCGGAAGGAGCACGGGCGGGGGGGAGCGGAGAGGGACUGGCGGGGCGGGUGGUGUUGGUGACCGCGCCUGCGCCGUACGAUGCGGCGCUGAGCGCGGCAGUGCGGGCAGCAGGCGGGGAGGCAAUAGUGUGCAGCAUGGUGGAAACAGAUGUGGCGGAUGAGUCUUGUACAAGACGAGUGGAGACAUUCCUGGUGGGGGCAGGGGCAGGGCGGCAGGGAGAGGACGCAGGAGCAGCGAGUGAGGGAGUGAGUGAGGGAGCGAGGGAGGGAGUGAGGGAGGGAGUGAGUGAGGGAGUGAGGAAGAAAGUGCGUGUGGCAGUGGGUGACGUGGCAGCCAUAGCGUUCACGUCUCGGAACGGCAUCAUGGCUUUCGCCAGCGCCGUGCAGCGCUUGCCACCGCACAUACUGCCAGCUGCUUGGGGGGGCACAGACGCUCCCAGUCAGCAUCAACAACAACCCCUGCAAACACGAGAGGAGGAACGAGUGCAGCAACAGCUGCAGCAGGUACUGCAGAAACAACUGCAGCAACCGUCGCAACUGCUGCCGCAAAAGCUGCAGCAGCAAGAAGUGCAGCAGCAACUGGAGCAACAACUGCAGCAGCAGCCAGAAGAGGAAGGGGAGCAGGACCAGCAGCAGCAGGGGCAGCAGGGGCAGCAGGGGCAGAGCGGCACCCCACUCAACACUGCGCAGCCUUACCUCCACAUCGGAGCUCUCGGUCGAGAUGCGGAGCUCCUCCCUUCUCUCGGCCCCAUCUUCUCGCACCCCUCCACACGCCUCAUUCUGCCACCUGUCGCCACGCCAUUGGCCCUAGCAGACGCGCUGGGGCCAGGGCAUGGGCGCAUAGUAGCAUGCCCGGUGCCGCGGGUAGAAGGGGUGGAGGAACCCCCCGUGGUGCCCUCAUUCCUGCGCGCUCUACAGAAGAGGGGCUGGCGAGUGCUGCGCCUCGACUGCUAUGUCACUCGAUGGACUGGGCCCCGUGCCCUCUUGCCUGUCAUCAGCAGCCCGAAGGAAGAGCAACUGAGAGAAAAGCAGGGGGCAGGAGAUGGUGGGGAGGGGGAGGGCGAUGAAUGGGUAGGGGGGUUGGAGUUGGGAGACGCAGGCGACCCAGGACAAGCACGAGAAGCAGGCGGUGGGGCGGGGCUGAGCAUGCAUCCGUCAGUGGCAGCAGUGGUGUUUUCCAGCACAGCUGAGGCGCAGGGCUUCGUUGCGUGCUGUGAGGCCAUGGGCGUGGACCCCCUGCAACUGCUGGAGAGGGACGAAGGGCAUGAUCAUGCUGAUGCCGAUGCUGAUGAUGAUGAUAAUGUUGAUCAUGCUGUUGUUGCUGGUGGGCAUAGGUGCCGGAAGGUGGUGGUGGCAGCGCAUGGGCCCGUGACAGCAGCAGGCGUGCGCAGUGUGGGGCUGCCAAUGGACGUGCAGGGGGAAAACUUCAGCAGCUUUGCUGGCGUCGUGAAUGCACUCGCUGCUCAUUUUGACCUCUUGGGUUGACUUCUGUAAGGAAUUUUAUUCCUUACCGGGUUUUACUGCAAUCGCGUACAGCCGAACUCUUGGAAGACCAGGCUCGGUCCGAUUCCGACGCAACCCCGAGGCUGGCUCGCACCGCCUCCGGCCCUUUCUGUCAAACAUGUGUAUUUGUCAUGUUUGUAUAGACUGUAUAGAGUCACCUCUUAGAGGAUACAAAACUUAGAUAUAUUUGUGUGUACUCUCACUUUACCUUUA